Molecule: messenger RNA, 2963 nt
Organism: Lagopus muta (rock ptarmigan)
Lineage: Eukaryota; Metazoa; Chordata; Aves; Galliformes; Phasianidae
Gene: SBDS
Product: SBDS ribosome maturation factor
Exons: 5
Coding region: 41-793 (250 amino acids)
Biological process (GO): ribosome biogenesis; cytosolic ribosome assembly
Source: RefSeq, a predicted model, not a curated record
CGUGAGUGACGCUGGGGCGCAGCCCGGCCAAGCCGCCGCCAUGUCCAUCUUCACCCCCACCAACCAGAUCCGCCUCACCAAUGUGGCCGUGGUGCGGGCACGGCGCGCCGGAAAGCGCUUCGAGAUCGCAUGUUACCGUAACAAAGUCAUGGGCUGGCGCAGCGGAGCGGAGAAGGAUAUUGACGAGGUCCUGCAGACCCACACAGUGUUUGUUAAUGUUUCUAAAGGCCAGGUGGCAAAGAAGGAAGAUCUGGUCCGGGCGUUUGGAACAGAUGACCAAACAGAAAUCUGUAAAGUGAUUCUGUCAAAAGGGGAGUUGCAGGUAUCAGACAAAGAACGACAAACACAGCUGGAGCAGAUGUUUAGGGACAUUGCAACUAUUGUGGCUGACAAAUGUGUGAACCCUGAGACAAAGAGGCCAUACACUGUAAUCCUUAUAGAAAGAGCCAUGAAGGAUAUUCACUACUCUGUCAAACCAAACAAGAGCACGAAGCAGCAGGCACUGGAAGUGAUCAGACAGUUAAAGGAGACCAUGCAAAUUGAACGUGCUCACAUGAGGUUACGAUUUAUUCUUCCGGUAAAGGAGGGGAAAAAACUGAAAGAGAAGCUCAAGCCACUGAUUAAAGUUAUUGAGAACGAAGACUUUCAUGAUCAGUUAGAAAUUGUGUGCCUUAUUGACCCGGGCUGCUUCAGAGAGAUUGACGAGCUGAUCCGGUCUGAGACCAAAGGGAAGGGAACGCUGGAAGUGCUCAGUCUGAAAGAUGUGGAGGAAGGAGAUGAAAAGCUUGAAUAACAAAAAAAAGCCCUGAAUAACAAAAAAGCCCUUCUGGAGCACUGCAAACAACUGGCAUUAGCCACUCCUUUCUGUUGAGCCUUGUUUUGUUUCUCCAACCCCUCAGCUGCCAAAUACCUUCUGACACACACGAACCCUUUGGGUUUUUUCCAUGCAGUGGUUUGGUGUUUUUUAUUUUUUUAAUCAUUUUCCACUUGGUUUACAGGUGAUUUGCCUGUAGGAACCUUUGGUGUCAGAGUUGCACUAAUGAGAAUUAAGACUCGAUAGGGAGUUCAGCUUUGGUGAAUGUUAAGGGUUGCUGAUGGAGGUGUUUGACUGAUAGGGUGCCAAACACGUUUGCUUUGAGCUGUCAGUGCUGAGUGGAAGGCUGCACAGGGGGGUUUGGAUGUGGGGAGAGGGAAAGAGAGACACAUUUUCACUUUCAGGCAAGUGCAAAGCGUGGGUCGUGUCUGCUGAUCUCUUGGCAGCAUGAAAACUGAUGUAGACACCCAUAAUUGGCUGCUUAAUAAUUACAGUAAUUUAAAGGACCGUUCUUGUGUAUUUCCUAUCACUGGGUAUAACAGUACUUGCUAACUUAGAAAAAACGUUCUCCAAAUAAUUUAUUCAUAAAAUAUAUUUAGCUACAUUGGUGAGGAAAAAAAAGAAAUAAUAAUUAUCAUCUAUUUAUGUAUUACAGAUACAGAAAGAAAGGACUAUUUUUGUUGUAGCAUAGGAGCUGCCCCUGGCUGCAGUGCUGCGUUUGGAGGCUGAAGGCAUAGGCUGCAUUUCUGAGCUGUUGUCAUUCAUGGGAUGAAAUGAAGCGGAUCUCUCCCAGGCAGUGGCCUCUGGCUGUUGUGCCAGACAGGCUUUUGUUGGGCCCUCCUUCCCUCGUGGUAGCUGUCCUUUAUCCUGUGGCUUUCUAUGCUGCUUUCUAGCACAGCAUUUCCAGCCGGCUCUCGAGGCCCAGCGCUCUGCUUGGCUUUGUGAAGGCUUCUUUCAGCUGUGCCAAACGAGUGCUUUCAAGUUUAAAUUGGGAAUCUCAAACAAGAGGGGGAAAAGAGGACAGAAGCUGGAAAGAUACUAAAAAUACAAUAAAAAAUACCUGGUACACAGCCCUGUGUGUCUGAAGGCUGAGCCUGCAGGAGUUUCAGGGGAGCCUUUGGUAUUCAUGAGCCUGUUUUCAUGCUGAUAAUACACAGGAGUUGGGAUUUGCGAGCUGGCCGACCACUGGAUCUCUGCUUCAAAUGAAUCUGUGCUCUGUUCAUUCCUUGCUGGUAAUUUACCUUUUCUAUGACAAUUAAACGGAGCUCUGGUUUGUACUCUUCACGUGACCUUUUCCUUUGUACCACUGACAGAUGCUGUGAGUUGAUGUGGGGAGAGUUGAAGUCAACCAGAGAAAGAUUCGAAAUGUCAGAUGAGAAGGAGCCUAGAUCCUCAGUGAGGGGCUUCAUUUUUGAAAUUGCAGCCUGUGAACGUGAGCUUGUGCAAGGUUGGAUUUGAUUUCCUCAGCAGUUUUGGGAUGACUUGCCAAUGUGGAGCCUGCGUUUUGCUGAAGGGUAGUGAGAUGGAGAUUCUUGAACCAUUUGAUCAGUUUUAAAAUGCUUUCUGUUGCCCCCAGGACAACUUGCUGUCCUGCUUAAACACUGCCUAGGAAAGUUUAGAGGUGUAAUUGAUGUAUUUGUGAGGUGGACAGAGUUUAAACGUGGAGAUCUGGACCUGUGUGGAUAGGCAGGCAACUUUCCCCAUGUGUGCAAGCCCUGAACUGCCUGUCUUCUAGUGCAUUCUUUAUGAAAAGGAUGGAAAUGCUGCUAUGUAACCUGUCCCUGGCACUUGGAAUUAAGAUGUAAUCCAUAAAUCUGCAAAAGAGACGCUGAGCAAGAACCUCAUGCAGCGUCGUGUUGGUUGAUUUGAUUUCACAGUUGUGUAAUUUCUUUGGGUUUUAUGCUCUUAGAGUGCAAGAGGAUGGCUGCAGGUUAAGGACCUCGAGGUACAGAAACGUGAUCUAAGCUGAUUUAUGAGCUUGGUGCUAGGAAGUCAGUUUCCAUAUAGUCUUUUUCUACAAAUCAAAUGCUGAGGAUUUUCUCUAGUAGAGGGAGCUUGAUUUUAUUUAUAAACAUGCUCACAUUUCUUGUCAUGUUUGUAUUUCAGCAAGAAUGGAUGGUAAGCAUCAAAAUAAAUAGCAGUAUUGGCA